Dicrocoelium dendriticum is the source of this 1287-nucleotide messenger RNA. The record is from the annotation of a GenBank genome assembly. Lineage: Eukaryota; Metazoa; Platyhelminthes; Trematoda; Plagiorchiida; Dicrocoeliidae.
AUGGGUGAUUUCAACGUACAUUGUUUAGAAGCCCCUGCCACGAUCGGAGAACAAUUCAAAACCGAUUUACAAGACCUAGUAACUACUGUCCCUCUUUACAACCACAUCACUUUGCCCACUCGGUUCAGAACUGGUAACAGGCCAUCUGUGCUGGAUCUUGUGCUUACCAACGAGGAGCAUAUGAUUGAUGCGUUGGUUUUAGACUGCCAUUUGGGUCGCAGUGACCACGCAGUCAUCAGUUUUAGCUUCGUCUGUUAUGCAGAAUAUCUGAAUGAUAACGAUGAGACUGUGCGAACCAUCACAAGAGAAGACAAAGCCGCCUAUCAGCAGAACAUCGCAAACUUCUUCAGUGCUAACCACAAACUGCUGUACAAGCACGUUAAUAGCCUACGAAAGUUGAGGCAAGGAUUUCCUCCACUCAAGACGGCUGAUGGCCCAACAAGAACGUCUAUGGAAGCUGCAAACGCGCUGCAGAUGCAAUACGCCCCCACAUUUUCAGAAGUCUUGCUACCAAGAGAUCUACCAAGCUUUGUAUUCUGCUCGCCAGGACUAACCCAUAUCAAUUUUACCGCAGAGGCUGUAUUGCAAAAGCUGACUUCUCUACUCAAACACAGCUCGCCGGGUGUCGACACCAUUCGUCCUGAGGCAUUGGGAGCAGCAGCAAACCAACUGACAGGAACUUCAGCUCAGUUUUUUCAGCACUGCUUAGACCAGCACCUAGUUCCCGCCAUGUGUAAGCUUGGAAUAAUAAGCCCGAUUCACAAAGGUGGAAGCAGAACUGAUCCCUCCAACUACCGCCCAGUAACCCUUCUUCCUAUACUCUCCAAGGUCAUGGAAUCCAUGUUUGCCGAUGCACUGGUGUGUUAUCUGGAAAACUGCAACCUCAUCACUCCUGAACAGCACGGUUUCCGUCGACAGCGGUCAUGUACAACUAAUUUACUAAUUGCACGCAGUAGUUGGACCGGGGCAGCUAACGCUGGAGAAGGUGUCGAUGUGAUCUACCUGGAUUUUUCCAAGGCUUUCGAUCGUCUAGACCAUCGGCUACUACUAUCCAAGCCGCAGCAUUACGGGAUCGGAGACCUUCUUUUAAGCUGGAUCGCCAACUUUCUAUUUCAACGGCAAUUAGUGGUCAGAGUUCGGAGCUCUUUAUCGGAUCCCAUACAAGUCGAGUGUGGUGUGCCGCAAGGCUCAUUUCUAGGUCCACGUUUGUUUAUGGUGUUUAUUAAUGACCUUGCACAGAGAAUCGCUUCAAACUUCCUAAUGUUUGCCGACGAUAUCAAGAUCUAG